AGGUGGAACGAGAAACAGUCUGGUGAACGAUGUCGCUCGAUUUUGACAGUGCAGCUUUACAGAUGCAACACGAAGAGGACGAAUAUGAUCAAGAGGAUUAUGCUAGGGAGCAGGAGUUACAACAGCUAUUGACAGACCUUCCUCAUGACAUGCUAGAAGACAGCGGAGAUCACCUUUCUGACUACAGUGCAGCUGGAGACCACGAACAAGUGCAUGAACCCUGGGAUCAGGAUGCCGCCAAAUGGAAUGAUCAUCCAGUGGCAACAAAGCCACCAAGUGAUUAUGGGCAGGAUCAGAAUGUGUUUGUCGACCGCUUUGUGUACGAUCAAGGAAACGCCCCGAGUGAAAUACGUGCAAGUGACUGGCCUGUCCAUCAUAGCGAGGCUGAAGAUAGAAGCAUGUAUGAGAUCUCUGGCAGGGCCAGUGAAAAUGGGUCUGAUGAUGUAUAUCUUGGAGAGGACUACAAAGCACCGGGCCAUUACCAGCAAAGCAGCAGCGUAUAUGCUCUCCCGCCCAAUUUUAGAGCGUACACAAACGGUCACCAGCAAGACUUCAGUAACCAACAUGGCAUAGUAACAAACUUUGUUGAUUCUCAGCAGGAACCCUUGAAGUGUGGUGAUUCAGAAACAAACAACCAGUCUUUGGAGCCUUACAAAGUUGUGUACAAACCAUACAAGAAAAACAUUCAGAAAGCAGCCCCUAUUUCUCCAGAGGCAGAAGCAUUUGAAGAGAUGCAACAAGAAUUUCUGGGUACUGGUGAGAGUUCGCCAGACAACAUGCAGAUUCUUCAGCUUCAGGUUCUCAAUAAAGCAAAAGAAAGAACUUUAGGAGAACUUAACAACCAGCUGGAAGAAAGAGCACAGCAGAUGAGGUAUCUGUCUCAUCAGCUUGCAAUUAUGAAAGAUGAAAAAGAUGGCAUGUUUCUUAGUCUCCAAGAAAGUCAAAAACUCUAUCAAAAUAGCAAGGAAAGGGAAGUUCAACUUGAAGGCCAAAUAAAAGCUCUUGAAGCCCAAAUUCAGACUCUGACUGCUAAUGAGGAGCAGCUGAUCAAACAAUCAAAAGUAGCAGGAGUUGCCAUGGAAAGUGUGCAACAGCAGCUCUUGGAACUUCGCCGGUCUGAUGCUCUUCAGCGUGCAAGGGAGCAACAUGAGGCUGUUGUUGCGGCACUCAAACAGAAAUACGAAGAGCAGGCUUCAUCUUUGCAACAGAAACUUGAUAUGAAGAAUGCAUCACUCCAGGAGCAGACAGAAAUUUGUUGCUGCCUAAAGGAACACGUGAAACAGCUUGAAAGAACUCUUGAAGAAAGUAAAUUAGAAAAAAAUGAAAUCAUAAACCGGCUCUCGAGAAGUCUAGAGGAAAGCCAAAACCAGUGUGCAAAUCUAUUACAAACAGGCUUAGUAAAGGAGACAACCCAGUUACGUCUGCAGCUUCAGCAAGCCCACUCUGCGCAGUUGAUAGGCAAUGAGAUGAAUAAGGCUCUUCAGGAAGAGAUAAAGGAGCUAAAAGAAGAAAUUGUUCUCUAUGAAUCAGCUGCAAAACAUGGUGUGUUUCUCAAUGACCCAGGUGGAAAUCUGAAUGUUGAAUUAACAGAUUCAUACAUAGAUUUGGGCGUUAAAGAAAUCAACAAGAAGACAAGAUUGCAGAGUUGUUUAUUGAAUAAAGAAACAGAUAAAGGGCUUUCUAAAGAUGAAAUAAUUUUAGAGCUGAAGGUUGAAAUGGAACGGUUACUGAGCAGUAACAAAACAAAGAGGAGCCGGAUUUCUCGACUGCAGAAUGACCUUGAAGAUUGUCAUAAGACAAUAGAAGAACUGAAGCGGCAGCUGAUCAAAUCAAAUGCAUGUGAGACCAGAGGGAAAAACAUGGAGAGUCCAUCUGAUACCAGAGAGUAUAGCUCUUCUGACGAAAUGCUGAGGCUCAAAAAAGAAAACCAAGUAUUGCAAGAGGAGAUUGAGAGCCACAAUGCACGUAUCCAGGAACUUCUGGAAAACAAGGAACAGCUAAAAAAUGCAAAUCAAGACCUGUGUAGUCAAAUGAGGCAGAUGAUUCAGCACUCUGAUCGGGAUAAGCAGGAAGCCCUCAACAGGUGUGAAAGAACGUAUCGGCAGCAUUACGAGGACACCAAGAAAAAGCUCCUUGAGUCUGCAGGAAAACAUGCUGCAGAUAAAGAAAAACUCGUCCAUACUUACGAAGAGAAUAUUACUCAGUUAAAGAUGGACAUCGAUGACCUGAAUAAAGAGUUGGUUGUGGUGAAAGAAUGUUACCUGGCCGUCUGCCGGGAGAAGGAUGAGCAGGCAGCCAUCCUGAAAGCAGCAUUUGAACAAGAGCAGAAGCAGGAGGAGGAAAAGUUACUGGAGGAAAAGGAAGAUUCUUUGAACAGACUAAGAAAUGAAUUAGAAGAAACAUACAAGAAUUCCAUGGAACUAAUGAAGAACCAGUGGCAGAAGGAAAAAGAAGCCAACAUGAGGCAGUGUAUUGAAGAUGAAGUGGCAAUUGCCAAAAGCAUUUGGGAGAAAGAACAGAAAGAGGCCCAGGAGCAGGUUUUUCAGGAAGUUGAAAAAGAGUGGCAGCAAAGACUGGCUCAGGCUUUGGCAGACGCCAAGAGAGCUGUGGUGGAACUCAAAGAUCACGGCAGCCAAACGGAUGACACGCUGCGCCAAGUGAUCGUGGAGGCGGUAGAGGAGCAAACGUCGUUAUUUCGGGAGGCUCUGAAAGCGAAGGAAAAGUCACUGAGAGAGCAUGAAGCAAAGUAUCACGAGAACAUUGCCACUCAGGUGGAAUUAGCUCUGACCAAAGCGCGUGCCUUAUGGCUGCAAGAACUUACUAAUCUUGAGGAAUAUAAAAAUCAUUUGAAGGUAGCCAAAGGAAAGUGGGAAAAAGAAUCGGAAAUCAGCACAGCAGAACAGGUAUCAGCUGUUGAAGAGAAAUGGAAGAGACAACUUGAGAACAGUGAUAAAGCUCAGAUAAGAAUCAAAGAGCUUGAAGAGAAAGUCCUGUCCCUUAGAAGGGAGCUGGAGCUGAAACAAGAUGAAGUCCCCUCCCUUGUUAAAGCAGAGCUUGCAAAAGCUCACACUCAGUGCAACAAAGAAAAGCAAGAGGAGAUUCUCAGGAUGCAAGACCAAAAUGAAAAAGCGUAUCACGCCUUUUUACAUGAUCAGAAAGUUAAAAUCAGUGAGAUGUUUGCAAAGGCCAAAGAAGACUUUGAAAAUCAAAAGAAAGAAUUGUUGGAUCAAAAAGAGGCAGAGCUGAAGAUGUGCCUUGUCAGAAAGCAGCAAGAAUGGGCUGUUCAGGAAGCCAAGAGGCUUCAAAAUGAAAUUCAUCAGUAUGAGGACAGGAUUCUUGUUCAGGUGGAACUUCUCUUAGAUGACCUACACAAGGAUUUGGUCCAGUGUGCAGACUAUGAGCAUACUUGGCAAGCAAAGUGGAACGUGUCUCCUCCCGUUCAAAUCAAUCUCCAGUUCAAAGACAAACUGAUGUUUUGUUUGCAGAAAGCAUAUAGAAGCACGGUCAAUGCCAUUCUUGAAAAAGCAAAGAAAAAGUGGAACAAGAAACACGAAAAUUUGAGCUCUGAUUUCAAAGAUCCUGAUGACUCUUGCAUGCAGAAUGGUGAAGGAGAGCCUGGGGACAAAGCCAGGCAUUCCAUGUAUGACGUUGGGCAGCAAGUAGAACUGCAGCGGAUAUUAAGAAAACAUCCACCUUUACAGGAGACCGAAAUAGAUUUGGAUUCUAAAUGUAGGAAAAGAAAUAUGUUGUCGCAAGAAGAGAUUUGUUGGGAAUAUUAUCGACAGCGGCUGGAAAAAAAAGAAAAAGAAUGUCAGGAUUUGAAAAAGAAACUUGACAAAGCUUGCAAGCAUCUCCAGCUUGCUGUGAAGGAACAAAAAACAAAGUCUGAACAAGCCCAAGAAAAUGAAAAAAUUCUGGAUGCCCUCAUGGAAGAAAAUUCUGCAAUGAAGAACCAACUUGAUGAUUUGAAAUACGUCAAUAUUCCUCCAAGGUCAUCCUCAGAAGGCUUUGUCUCAAAGCCUUGUUCUCUGUGUGACGGAAAAGCCUUGGAAGAAAUGCGUUCCCAGUAUAUUAAAACAGUGAGCAAAAUUAAAAAUGACAUGCUUCGUUACAUCCAUGAAAGUAAGGAGAGAGCUGCAGAAAUCAUUAAAGCUGAAGUUAUAAGGGAACGGCAAGAGACCGCCCGAAAAAUGCGCAAAUAUUAUCUUAUUUGUCUUCAACAGCUCCUUAUUGAUGAUGGCAAGCAGGAAGGGGCUGAAAAGAAAAUAAUCUGUGCUGCUGGCAAAAUUGCUACAAUGGCUAACGUAUUAGAAACUCCUGUUCGGAACUCAACGCUAAAUAAGGCCUCCCAUUCAGUCCUGUCCCAAAACCCCAGAGCUGAGGAGCCUAAAAGGAGUUAUGCUCAACAUUCUAAGACAACCUCAAAGGAAAACCAAACGCUUGGUGAAAAUAUGGGCAAAGAACCUAGUAACUCUGCUUCACAGAAACAUAUACCGCGUAGCUUGCAACCACAGCUUGAUGCAGAAAGUGAGUCAGGCCCAGUUUCUCAAACCCAGAUUGCCAAGAAAGCUUUUAAGCAACUGGACGACUCUCCAGUUGGUACUGCACCCACAGAGGCUUUCAGUGAGGAAGAACUUGCAGACAAAGGCCUACCACGUAGAUUUGGUACUGCAACAUUCCAGAAUGCUUCCUCCUAUGUGUCUCAAGGAAAGCUUCAAAAUAUUCACGCCAUUACAGUGGAUGGUUUUAACUUUGGGACAGCUUGUGAAAAGUUUAAGUGCCUAAAUGAAAGGCCAAGAAUAACAGAGGUUGCAUGUAGCCAGCCUGCUAGACAAUGGAAGGCGAAAUCUGGGAAAACCCAAGGCUUUGAAGUUCAAGAAACUCCAGUAAGGGAUGAAGGGUCUUCUGCUGACUGGAGCCUAAUAAGCGAGACUCUGCAUGUGAACAGUAGCAAUAGGUUUCAGUGUCCUGUUCAAAAAGUAUAUUCCAGUAGGCCCAUAGACUCCCAUUCAGCGUUUCCCAUGACCAAUACCUGUUCCCACUCCAAGGAAGAUACUUCUGUUUUUUCUCAGCAUCCUGGUGGACACAAUGAAAAGGAACUUACCGAGAGCCAAAACUUAAAUUGCCGUGAAGGCCAUCUGACUGUGAACUCAAGUUGUGCACCAUUUCUAAGCUUGGACACCUUAGGUCCUGCUAGCGGCCAUCCAAGUAAUGCUGUGCUGUGUUCUGCAGCAGGAAAAAACUGUAAUUCACUACAAUCAAGGAAACAGAUACCCAGCGUUAUGGAUUACCAACAAGACAGUGGCUUUGACAGCCCACAAAUCAACUUUGAUUAAUCAUCAACAUCUGAAAACUCUCAUGAAAGAGAUACUUAAAUAUAUUUAAAUGAAAGGUGUGGAGAAAACCUGUUGUGAUAGGCUUAUGAGUGUUUUUGUUCAUUUCUUGAUUUUAUAUUUUGACUGUGACAUGAACAAUCCAGCCAUAAAUAUUUGGGUUUGGGGUCACGUCUUAGAUAUCUGACUUUAUUGUUACACAUUGCCUCUGUGUGUGUGUGUGUUUCUGUAUGUCAAAUAAUGUUGAAUUGUGUUGCAGGAAAUUAUCUAUUUUUAUACUCAAGAUUAGUGUGCAGUCCAAUGCAAAUUUUUACAUUUUAUUUAUAUAAAAAUAAAGCUAACACUUUGUG
This is a messenger RNA of Candoia aspera, 5683 nucleotides long. RefSeq names its product centrosomal protein 152 (gene CEP152). Lineage: Eukaryota; Metazoa; Chordata; Lepidosauria; Squamata; Candoiidae. The record is from RefSeq and is a predicted model, not a curated record. Gene Ontology annotation, cellular component: centrosome. The transcript has 27 exons. The coding region runs from base 30 to 5336 and encodes 1768 amino acids. Gene Ontology annotation, biological process: centriole replication.